GCGGUUUCUAGUGUUGUGUGGUGUGAUCCAGGCAUUGAGAUGGCCGAGACAGCUCCUUCCCCGGCUCCUCCGCCGGCAGAAACCUCUUCCAAGAAGAAACAGCCGAAAAAGCCGGCAGCUGCAAAAAGCCGUCCUGUGAAGUCCGGUCCCAGUGUCUCCGAGCUGAUUGUGAAAGCGGUCUCUGCGUCCAAGGAGCGCAGCGGAGUGUCUCUCGCAGCUCUUAAAAAAGCACUCGCUGCUGGCGGCUACGACGUAGAAAAGAAUAACAGCCGCCUGAAGCUCGCUCUCAAGGGUCUGGUGUCUAAAGAGACCCUGAUCCAGCUGAAAGGAAGCGGUGCCUCUGGCUCUUUCAAGCUGAACAAGAAGCAGCUGGAGAGCAGAGAGAAGACAUCAAAGAAGAAGGAAACUCCCGUAAAGACUAAAAAAGUAGCCCCUAAGAAGGUUGUGAAGUCGCCCAAGAAAGCCCCUGCAGGAGCGAAGAAAAGCCCGAAAAAGAUCAAGAAACCGUCGGCUGCUGCCAAGAGUCCCAAGAAGCCUAAGGUUGUUAAAGCGAAGAAAGCUGGCAAGAGCCCAGCUAAGAAGGCCACAAAGCCCAAGGCUACCAAAAGCCCCGCUAAGCCCAAGGCAGCCAAAAGCCCCGCUAAGCCCAAGGCAGUCAAAAGCCCCGCAAAGCCUAAGGCAGCCAAAAGCCCCGCUAAGCCCAAGGCUAAAAAGGCAGCCCCCAAAAAGUGAGAAGGGGUUUUGCAGCGCCUCUGGUGUGUGCUUUCCCACUUAAUUCUUCACACAAAAGGUUCUUUUCAGAACCAUCAUA
This is a messenger RNA of Spea bombifrons (plains spadefoot toad), 811 nucleotides long. Its product is annotated as histone H1B-like. Gene Ontology annotation, biological process: nucleosome assembly. NCBI's taxonomy places the organism in Eukaryota, Metazoa, Chordata, Amphibia, Anura, Pelobatidae. The transcript has a single exon. The record is from RefSeq and is a predicted model, not a curated record. Gene Ontology annotation, molecular function: structural constituent of chromatin; DNA binding. The coding region runs from base 40 to 732 and encodes 230 amino acids. Gene Ontology annotation, cellular component: nucleosome.